UGUUGGAAGGGAGGGAGAGAGGAAGGGAGGGAGAGUUGGGAGAGGGUCGAGUCGAGUUGGGGAUAGCUUCAGCUUGAGAUGUGUCGUGGUGAGAGUUGGCUGAGCAUCACUGCCUCUACUAGUUCAACAGACCCGAGUUCUCCCCAGCAUUUAAACCACUGGGACGCACCUUGACGACCGCGUAAGGAGAGGAGGCUGAGCACACUUAUCUCUUGCCUUCCUACCUCCAGCAUCUAAACCACUGUGACACGCUUCGAGGCCCGCAUUAGAAAAAAUACGCGACUUGUAUUUUUUCGACGGAUGAGUUCUGUGAUGAGUGAGUGGUGCAAGGUGACGGUGGCGGUGGUGGUGGUGGUGACUGCAGGUGAGAGGCGGUAAUCUCCUCUCCUUCAGGUGGUUGUGGCGAGCCUGUCAUCUCUUGUCCUUCAGCGUGGCCAUCCUUCUUCAGGAACGCCGAUCCGGGAGACUAGAGGCACCUGGUCAGUGGAAGCAAGCAUGGCAAGGGUAACAAAAAUAGAUGCUUUCAGUCGUCCCUCCCAGUACAAGAGAGAAGAGUGACCACAGACCAUUAAGCAAUCACUGUGGCUUUAGGUGCGCGGCGGUGAUGGCUUGCAGGACACACGUACGCUGCAUGAUCAUCUGCUGCUAUGUCCUACUGUGCUGCUGUCCCCUCCGCUACAGCGUCCACACAGACAACACCUCCGGGACAUGCCACCUCGCCCCCUCAGACCACAUCAUCCGGGAGACGCUGCAGGCGGAGGAUCACAAGUAUGACGUGAAACUCCUGCCGGCGGAUCGUCAAGUGUCUGCCUUUCUGGAGCAUGAACAGACCAAGAGGUUGGUGUUCCCCCUGGCGGAGAGCGGCCCCAUCACCAUCACCAUCACCCCCUGUGACUUCCCCCUGUCCUGGACGCUGGAGCUGCGUCCCCACCAGGGCGAGGGGCGGCACGAGGGUGGAAGUAAGAAGAUACGAGCAGUGCUGAGCGCAGUGGGUGGGCGCGGUGUCUCCCACCCGCGCCGCCACCACCACUCCACAAACACAAUAACAAAUGUCCCUCGUAACUCUACCAAGCCGGUGCGCCACGAGAGGCGGAACGAGUCUUCCGUUUUCAGUGUCUGGCAGCAGCAGGCGGUGGCGGCGGCAGGUCUUUCCUAUGACACCACCACCGUGCCGGGAACGGAGCAUGCAGGCGCUGGGAGCAGGGAGGUGGAGGAACAGGAGGAAGUGGGGGAACAGCUGGAGGCGGCGGGCGUGCAGGAGGGCGUGGCGGUGCAGUACGAGGGACAUGAGCCACAGCAGUUCAGCAGGCAGCAGGCCCCGCCAGGCCUGUACGUGGUGCAGCUGCAUGCCGGCCACGGAGCGACGCACGUCCACAUCCUCGUCACCUGCCACUGGACGCCGCCGCCCACCGCAGCCCGCGUCACUGCCACGCCCACCUCCCGGGGCAGGGCAGUCACCCUCCGCUGGGCAGGCAGCAGGAACGUGGGCGGGUACUGCCUGGCGGUGAGCGAGGGCCGCCCCUUCCCGUCACUGUGUGCUGCCCGCGCCGCACUCUCCCAGUCUCCCAACAAGUGGCCGCGGGCAAUCCUGGGCUGCACAGACAACCCCUGGUACGAGCUGCCCCACGCACCCCGCCGGGCACUGCAUGUGGCAGUAUGGGAGGCUGGGCAUGGCGGGCCGCCCCUGGGCACGGGUCUGGUGCCCGCCAAACGUACGAGAAGGAUACCCCGCCUGAGGCCCGGCGCCCUGAUAAGGCUGGUGCCCUCCACGGCCGGCACGGCGGUGGCAAAGUUCCGUGUGCGGAAAAGAGGCCGACGGCUGCAUGUAAUCGCUGUGGCGUGCGGGGCCAAGCUGCGCCUCAAGGUGAUGGCGCCGUGCGGGGAGCGGCUGGCCACUGCCGAGGGCAAUCUGGGCGCCCUCCACCUGGUGGUAAAGAAGCGGAAGGCGCCACCCAAGGUGCUCAUCAUGCGUCUCGUCACCAAGCCCCCAGGGGCAGCCAGCGAGGUGCUCCUGACGGCCUCCUACGCCGCCCACUCCCUCUCCCUGCCUCGCCUGCCCCGCAACGCCCGAGUCAGGGCCAAGAAUAUCACCUGCACCUCCGUCACCCUGAGGUGGUCAGCAGCGCGGGGUUCCCACGCCUACUGCGUGCUGGUGAAGGAAGACAAAAGCGGCAAGGUGUGGCGGACGCGACCCCCGCGCCAGUGUGGGUGGGAGGCGGCGCUCAAACAAACCCACUUCGCCGUCAAGUGGUGCAGCCCGCCCGCCAUCACCGGCCGCCAGGAGAAGACCCUGCACACCCUCAACCCCGCCACCACCUACAUCGCCACCGUGCUCUCCCGCCAUCCCGGCAACGGCCGUGCACUCUCCUUCUCACCCAUCCGCUUCACCACAUCCUCCCUGUGCUCCCCCGCCACCAACUCCACCACCACUACCGUCGCCACCAUCACUUAGAGCCGCUCCCCUCAUCAUCACCCUCACUGAUCGUAUCUCCCCUGACAUCAGUCCAUCACCGCCUUCUCAUCGCAGCCCACUCUCUCACUCACUCACCGCCGUGACAGACAUUCACACACUCAUGAUAGCAGCGUCACUCACACCCUCAGACCCUCACAGGCCGCCCCGUCACUUCUAUCACGUAAUCAUAGUCAAGAGUUGAAAUAAAUAUAUAUUUUCCCA
Molecule: messenger RNA, 2674 nt
Organism: Scylla paramamosain (green mud crab)
Lineage: Eukaryota; Metazoa; Arthropoda; Malacostraca; Decapoda; Portunidae
Exons: 5
Coding region: 518-2452 (644 amino acids)
Molecular function (GO): protein binding
Source: RefSeq, a predicted model, not a curated record